Scatophagus argus is the source of this 6066-nucleotide messenger RNA. RefSeq names its product dystroglycan 1 (gene dag1). The coding region runs from base 1047 to 3758 and encodes 903 amino acids. NCBI's taxonomy places the organism in Eukaryota, Metazoa, Chordata, Actinopteri, Scatophagidae. Gene Ontology annotation, biological process: muscle attachment; morphogenesis of an epithelium; nerve development. Gene Ontology annotation, cellular component: basement membrane; dystrophin-associated glycoprotein complex; sarcolemma. Gene Ontology annotation, molecular function: laminin binding; calcium ion binding. The record is from RefSeq and is a predicted model, not a curated record. The transcript has 4 exons.
AGGGACAGAUGAAUGAAAAGAGAGGCAGAGAGGUGGAGGCGCUGAAGAAACGGGAGAGGGGGGAGGCAGUUUGGGGGUGGAGUAAUUCAGAGAAUGCGAGGCACUGCCCUCCCCCCUCCCUCCUCCUCCCUCUCUCCACUCCUCCUCCGGGUGGAAAUUCAUCCUUCAGGCUCAGUAGCGGACAUUUGUGUGCAGGACCUGGCGGCUGUGGGACGUGUCCACUCGUGGGGGUUUGAGGUCCGGCAGCAGCAGCAGAGUCUCCCGUCCCGUCGCUGGGUGUUCUGGCCGCAGGGAGCGAGCAGCUGGGAUUCAGCACGACGUUCUGUGAUUUUCUCUUUUUUAAUCCAACAUUGCUUUCUUUCUUUCUUGUUUCAACACAGUUUUCCUACUGUUCUGUAGGAUUGUGCUGGCGUUUUCAUUAAAAGUCCGGGCACUAUUUUUUCGUUGUGAACCAGGCUUCCACCUUCCGCUGUGACUAACUUUGGACCAGCGGAGACAGCCUGUCGCCAGUCACGGGGGGAAACGAGAUCUGACACCGAGCCGCAGAGCCCAUAUUUGUCCGCUUGGCUCUGAGGACAGGAAGGAGGAAAAGCGAGCCCUCCUGUCGCCUCCUCGGCCGCCGGGCUCCCUGUUCCAGCGCUCGGAGGACGAGAGGAGGAUUUAGGCUGACUAACGGGGAGGGGAAUAACCGUGGAGGAGACUUGACGAUCUCCAAGGUGCUCGGCACAAUGGGACUCCUAAACCUUUGAGGGGCGAGCACAAAGGAGAGAAAGGAAGAGGAAGAAUAAAGCCAAGGGAGGGGAAGAAGAAGACAAAAGAGGACGAGGAGGAGCUGCAACAGAAGAAGUGGGGAAGAUUGUUGCCCGGCACCAGGCGAGCAGGAGAGUGGGCGGAAAAGGAGUGAGAGGGAGGGAGAUUCGAAGGGAAGGAUUUGCUCUAUUUGCCAGGGGGGUGCAUCCUCCACCCAUAAGCCCCCCCCCCCCUCCUGUGUGGACAUUCUCCUUUUUAUUUAUUUUUUUUUUUCUGCAUCAGACAGACUGACAAGAAUGAGCAAUAAACUAAGUUUGGGAGGCCUCAGGGUGAGCAGGGGCCUCGAUUUGAGACUACCCAGGACUAGAGCCAUACUACUGGGCUUGCUUCUCACCACAGUGGCCUGGCUCCCUCCACCAGUCAGUGCAGAGGUGGAGAUUGAUGUGUUGGGCGACAUGGUGCUCAUGGAAGCAGGUGGAGAAGGUGAGAAGGUAGGCAAAAGAGGCGAGCUGGAGGCCUCCAUGCACUCCUCGUUCCUUCAGGAGUUCCAGGAAGCAACAGAAGGUAUCCGGGCCAUGGCUGCAGCCGUGACUGGUGAGACCCAGGAGGGCACAGCUGCACCCACUGCCUUCCCGGACUCCUCAGCGGUGGUGGGUCGUAUCUUCCAGAUGAAGGUGCCAAACAAGGUGGAGGAUGUUAUCCUGAGUGAUAUUGUCAAGAUCACAGAGUUGGGUAAAGACUCGCUCCCUGCCUGGCUGCACUGGGAUGCCAGUAGCAGAACCCUGCAGGGUCUCCCUUUAGAGGAGGACAAAGGUGUCCAUUACAUCUCUGUAUCUCAUCUCCACACAAAAUCUGCCUCCUCUUCUUCAGAGGUGUUUUCCAUUGAGGUACACCCUGAAGAUCACUUGGAUGCAGAUUCGGCCCAGUUGGCAUCCAACCAAGCCACUGACGAAAAUGAUGUCCAGUCAUUCAUGUGUGGCAACGAGGAUCCAGUCACAGUGCUGACUGUGAUCCUAGAUGCCGAUUUGACCAAGAUGAGCUCGGAACAGAGGGUGGAGCUCCUGGACAACAUGAGGAGCUUCUCUGGGGUGGGGCUCCAGCACAUGAAGAUACUUCCUGUGGUCAACAACAGGCUGUUUGACAUGUCUGCAUUCAUGGCUGGGCCAGGCAAUGCAAAAAAGGUGGUGGAGAAUGGAGUUCUGUUGUCCUGGAAGCUCGGCUGCUCCCUGGAGCAAAGCACAGUGCCAGAUAUCAACAGUGUCCAGGGUCCUGCAAAGGAGGGCACAAUGUCAGCCAAGCUGGGCUACCCUGUGGUGGGAUGGCACAUUGCCAACAAGAAACCCCAUGUCCCUAAGCGGGUGAGGCGCCAGUUAAACAACACUCCAACACCUGUUUUGGCAGUGCUUCCCCCAACAACUGUAGUGGAGCCUCCAGUGAGGAUUAUUCCUACCCUCUCUUCCCCCUCUAUUGCUGCCCCAACUGAAAGCUCUGCUCCACCUGUAAGAGGCCCUGUUCCUCUACCAGGCAAGCCGACAAUCAGAUUCCGUGACCCUACUGCCCACACCCCAACUCAGGGGCCUCCUCAACCAACGAGGGUAAUGGAGACCACCAGCAUCAUGGCUAUUCAGCCAACCACGAGCAGGCCUACUUAUGUGGAGGCCACUGCAACACCAUCCACACCUACAAGAAAACCUGUGAAGAAACCUAAAAGACCUAAAACCACACCAGCGCCCAGGGAGCCAAAGACAUCCACAGCUAAGCCAUCCAGGCACACCACAUUAUCGCCUGUUGUCAUCCCGGAUCCGUACAAUGAAAAGCCUGACUUGCGUAACCCCAUUGAUCAGGUCAUUGCAUUGGUGGGCACCUAUUUUGAAGUCAAGAUCCCAUCUGAUACAUUCUUUGAUAAAGAGGAUGGCCCAACAGACAAGCUGCGUCUUACUUUGAGGCAGAACCAUAACGAAGUGGUGGGAGAGGGCUCUUGGAUCCAGUUCAACACCACCAGCCAGCUCCUCUAUGGCCUUCCUGAUGUCCAACAUGUGGGAAAACAUGAAUACUUCAUGCAGGCAACUGACAAAGGUGGCCUGAAUGCAAUUGAUGCUUUUGAGGUCCGUGUGAAUCGCUGGCCUGCCAAUGACAAGACCCCUGUGAUAUUCACUGCCCGAUUUGACGGUGAGCCACGGUCAGUAGCAAACGACAUCCACAAGAAGAUUCUUCUUGUCAAGAAGUUGGCAUAUGCACUCGGGGACCGCAACAGCAGCACAGUCAGUCUGAGAAAUAUCACUAAAGGCUCCAUUGUGGUGGAGUGGACAAACACCAGCCUCCCACAGCAUCCAUGUCCAAAGGAACAGCUCACAGCCAUGAGCAGGACGCUUGCCAGUGCUGAUGGAAAACCCUCGCAGACCUUCAGGUACUCCAUGGAGCCUGAAUUCAGACCUCUGGAUGUCAAGGUUAAGGGAAGGGCAAGCUGCAGAACAUAUUCCUUCAUCCCACCAGAAGAGAUUGAAAUACUAGAACCUCCAGCAGUCACUCCUGCUUUGGGAGCUGGCCGGCAGAGCACUGAUGAUGUCUAUCUCCACACGGUCAUCCCUGCUGUGGUGGUGGCAGCCAUCUUGUUAAUAGCAGGUAUUAUUGCAAUGAUCUGCUACAGGAAGAAACGAAAGGGAAAGCUGACCAUUGAGGACCAGGCCACCUUCAUAAAAAAAGGUGUGCCAAUCAUCUUUGCCGAUGAACUUGACGACUCUAAGCCACCUCCGUCCUCCAGUAUGCCCUUGAUUCUCCAGGAAGAGAAGCCCCCGCUUCCACCCCCUGAGUACCCUAACAUGGCCACACCAGAGACCACUCCCCUCAACCAGGAGAUGCUGGGGGAGUACACAGCUCUGCGGGAUGAGGACCCUAAUGCACCACCCUACCAGCCACCACCUCCCUUCACCACUCCCAUGGAGGGCAAGGGCUCCCGUCCAAAGAACAUGACACCCUACAGAUCUCCACCUCCCUACGUGCCGCCCUAAAACUUGUUCAUCCCUCACCUCGUAGGGUGGAGGGACCUGAGAAACUGUAACGGUUUCCAUUCUGGUGUAUGUCUGUCUGGACAUUUACAGGGAGCGACGACAAGAGGUGCUAAAGAACACAACAGAUACAAGGGACUUUGGGAGGGGGAGAAAUCAGUCGGGUGGGCUUUUACAGUUGACACGUGGGAUGAUUGGUUGAAACAGCUGGGAGGGACUACUGUUUUAGUGGUAGCCCAGCUACUACAGUGGCCUAAGACAAACAAAUUCUCGUCCCGUUGGCUUUUGGAUCAACCAGUUGGUCAGAAGCAACUAGUGGGAGAUGUGUUCUCACGUCCCAUUUUGUUUCCUCUCUUGAUUUAAAUACUGGCUUUUAUGUAGUUCUUUUUUCCUUCAUUACCCCAAAGUUAUAAUUCUUUUUUUUGUUUCUGGACUGAAUGCCUAACUGCUUUUUUUGUCUUCUCAUGAGAAGACAGUGAACUGAAAUCUGACCACUUCAGGCUGCAACUCGUGUUUUUAACAAGGAGUGAGAUUGUCUGAAUAUGAAACAACCUGUCAUAAGGAUCUCGGAUCUCAUAUCAGGCCUGCAGAUGACACAAGAGAACAGGAGGACAAGCGGUGUGUGUGUGUGUGUGUGUGUGUGUGUGUGUGUGUGUGUGAGUGUGAGUGUGAGUGUUCAGAUUCAAUACGGUUUGCCUUUUAACACUAGUUGUAUGUUUCUAUCCUUAUUCACACUGUCUAGUAAAGAUGAGAAUAACAAGGUAGCCUAAAAAAGAUUUAGAGAUGAAUAAUAAGUAAUUUGUUUGUUUUAUUGGUUUUUAAAUUCACUGUAUAUCUGGAAGAUGUUCUGAUAGAGUGUGUUCUAUUUUUUUUGGUGGUGGAAGAAAGCAGGAAGACUGCCUUGCUAAAAUAACCUUCAGGAGCUCUUGAUUCCUGUUUUAAUAUGACAAAGUGUUAGUUACAGUCGAUCAGACUUCCUCUCAGCAGAUCCAACAGGUGUGUAAGCAAUGAGAAAAUUGGGUGGAGUGAGGUUAAUGUGAGGAAAAAUGAACUACUGUUUUUAUUAUGAAAGAGAUUAUCUAACUUGUAAAUGCAGAUUUUAGUGUGGAUUUGAAUGCAAAUUGUGUCAUUUUACAACCCAGAACAAAUGGUGGCACGGUACCGUGGUGCAAACCAUGGAUUAUGUUAAAACCUAAUGGUUUCAUUUUCAGUUUUACAUUGUGUCAACAAUGUACUUAAGGUCUGGUUAGGUUUAGGCACUAAAACCACUGGCUUAGGGUUAGGAAAAGAUCAUGAUCAUGUUUUGCCUUAAAAUACCUGGUUUUGAUGCCAGUAAGAAGAGACUCUCUCGGUGUGCACUUCAAAGUAUCCGCUGUCGGUGCCCCGAGGACGAGCUGCAAAAUGUCCCACCAGUCAACCAAUCAGAACGUGAUAAAACACAUGAUAUGAAAUGUAUAAAACUAACAUAUCCGUGAUUUGCAGAAACGUACAGUGGCAACAUUUUAGUAAAGUUUUAAGAAGAUUUCAUGCAAUUUGACCUCAGUUUAGUGACCCUGUUACUUGACGUUAAAAAUUCAGGAGGAUGUCAUUUCCGACUUUCUCUGCAUACAUACAGUUCCUCCAGUACAGUGGUAAACAGGAAGAGGAGCCCUUCAGUUUAUUUUGGAUCAGGGACAAUUAUUUGUUUUAUUGUGUAAAGGUGGCACUUCUGUUCUCCGGUCAGAGGACAAACUGUGUGUGCCAGGAUGGGAUUGUGCAGAGAUUCACCUUUUCGAAAACGAAUGUGGCUGACACAGAGACACUGACAGAGAGUUUGCAGUAAUUAGCUCACUGAAAAAUCGUCAAGGAAAACCUCCUUCUAGUUUUUGUUUUUUACAAAGUUUUUGAUACAACCUCAAAUUGUUUGAUUAAGAGAUGAUUAAUGAUCCUGUGAUUUGUAAAAUCUUAGCCUAGAAGUUCAGUCAUGAUUCAGUUAUGUACACUCUUCUUUUUGUCAUGGGUCGCAUAUUGUUCUAUUCUAGCGUGUGUGUAUGCAUAUGAAAAUGUAUCCCCACUAUACAGAGACGGAAUGAGCGAUAUUUUAUGUAAUCACAAAUUUUAUUUUUAUGUCCUUUAUGUUUGCUAAUGAGUUUCAACUGAAAGUGACCCUUUGCAAUAAUAAUGUAAGUCUCAGUCCGCUCAGCGACUGGUCGAUGCAGGUUAAAGCGAGUGACUCGUAUCGCCAGAACUCUGUUGGUUUUUGCAGGAUGCCAAGGCUUUUUUUGCUUUUCAAGUGUGCAUUGUCAUAAUAAAACCAACUGGUACGAUAAAA